UGUGACAUACGACGUCGUCGGUGCGUAGACAUCAGGCUUUUGCUACAGAAGAAACCUUAAUUUGGCCAAUUUUGGGGGGUAAAAUGUCGGCAAUUUGUGGACGAUGUAAAGAAGGAGAGGUAGUGUUCGAGUGUGCCGACUGUGUAGGAAGUAAACGGCGUGGUGAGUUGCUGCCGUUAUGUGAUCCCUGUAAUACUUUAAUCCAUAUCGGAUUCCUCGAAGAUCAUCAAGUCAUCUCUGUGGCAAUAAAGCUAAAGAAAGCAGACUUCCAGGAGCAGCUGAAGACUUUCAAGAGCCAGGAGAAAAGUCUGCAGUUGAAACUGAAGGAGGUCAGUUAUGCUAAGCAAGAUAUUGAACAGAGGUCCCAGUACAACCAGCAGGUCAUAACUCAAGCCUUCCAAGCGGUGUGGCAAGCCCUGAAACAGAAAGAGCUUGAGUUGAUCACACCAGUGAAACGCACCGGCAAGGAAAAGACUACGCUGUUAGUGGAAUGUGAGAAGAGUGUCGGCCAGGUCACGUCAGAAUUCAAAAGUUUAUUCAAAGAAGCGGAGAAACUCCUGCAGGGAAACUUGGUGGAGUUCGCCGAGCAACAUGAGCAGAUUGCGAAAAAGCUGCAAGACUUUGAAGUUGGUAGAGUCAGCAAGCCAUUCCCGACUCUCGGCCGUCCCGCCCAUCUAGAUAUUACCAGUCUCCUUCAGAGCAUCAAGGAUCUAUGUCUUCAGUCUGUUGAGGAUGAAGUCGCGGCUGAUGAGGAUGUUUCCAAGGGGGAGAAGGAGGUUGGUGUGAAGCAAUCCUCCCAAGGAGCUCAGAAGGAAAAGAUAUCGGAGAUGCAGUCACCACAAGAAGGUGAUUCUCUUCAGGUGUAUGUUGAGAGUCGCAUGGACACCAAAGGUCAUUUCUGGGUCAGUAAGAACCUGAGUGAGGAUGUGGCCAACCUCUACGAGAACCUCAGCUUCAGAAUAAGACAAGACAUUCUGCAGAACCCCAUUGCCCAUGUUGAGAUUGAGGAAGGGAUGUUGUGCUGUAGUCAGUUUCAAGAGGAUCAUCGCUGGUACCGGGGCAGAGUCCAUCAGAUCAAUAGACAAAAGGGCGUUGCUCGAAUUCGAUGGCUGGACUACGCACAUGAUAAUGAGGUUCCAUUGUCAGCUAUACAACCGCUGAAAGAAGAAUUCCAAACUCUUCCAUUCCAGGCUAUGGAGUGCUCCCUGUUUGAACCCAGGGAGGAGGAUGUACCCCACCAGGCUCGAUGGGAAUUCUCUGACCAUGUCGCUAAUGCCUUACUGGAUUGCAAGGUGCUUAGACUGGUAUCGCCAGAGAGUAAAUACCCUGUGUACAUUGUAGACUUAGAGGACAAAUACAAAGACGUUAAUAUCAAAGAGAGAGUCAAGGAGAAAAUUGAAGAGGCUUCGGGUAAAAAAGAUUCUAUACAAUGCAGAGAUAUCCGCUAUAUGAAAGACUUCACACCAGCAAGUAGCAAAGCCUCCAAGAAGGACACCACUAAGAAACCCAAGGAUGCGGAUGAAGGGGAGGAGAAAAAGACAAAGGUGCUGACCAAAGCUGUUGAGUCGAGCGAUGCUAAAAAGAAUGAAGACAAUGAAACGAUAAACAAAGAAGAGAAGCUGGACGACACACAAUCCGCCACAACGAGACCAGUAGAAGCAGCGCAACCAGAGACAUCUGAGAACCAAGAAGGAGUCACAGAUGCAGGGACAAGUGAUCCUAAACAAGAGAAGACUGAAGAGGUGAAGGAUACAACGUCGAAGGUAGAGAGCAAGGAAGAGGAGAAGCAGGUGGAUGAUAAUCAGUCCGGGCCGACGCAUGAUUCCAUCAAGAUAUUGAAGAGAGGAGAUGAGCUUCCAGAUCAGGGCAAACCAGCAGCAGAGCAGAUUCAUCCACCAAGUGAAGAAGAACCACCAGCCUGUCAAGACGGUACACCGAAUGAAUCCCAACAGGAUGACAGCUCCUUGAAUGAUGACCCCAUGUGUCAAAGUUCAGGGGUUAAACAACGAGAGAAAGCACCUGCAGACGCAGCUGCCGAUCAGUACUCCCUGGAACCCGGGGAGGAUGAUGAGGAGGACAACCCAAAUCUGAUCGAGAUCAACACUCGACGGGCAGACCAGGCCAUGGCGCACAAUCCUGAAAAUAUGUACCAGUCUUUGAGUGGUGGCAGGGAGCGGGCAGUCAACGGGGACGGGCCACAGUACCACGAGGGCAGCAGACCGUACAAUCAGUACGGCGGGGGAGGCUUCCAUAUGUCUACUGGGAUGCUUGACGGGGGAUAUCACCCACCCACUGCGCUUGGCCUCAACCCUGUCGAAUCUUCAACAGAAUCGAAUCAAAGCUCACAACCUCCCAGCAAGGAUCAUGGAAGCUCUACAGGAGAUGGGUUUAAGAUUGUUGUUGAUUCCAGCUUCAAUAUCUGCAUUGCGACUCCGCUGUCAGACAACGGCCGCUUCUGGGCCUCCAGAUUGAGAGGUCCAGCCCAGGAGUCUCAGCUACGAAGACUCAUGCACGACAUCAGCCUUCCUGCUGAAAGUUUAACCCUGAGAGACUUGAAGGAAGUGAAGGUGGUUAGUGUGCAGGCGCCCUCAGGGCAAUGGUGCAGGGCUAGAGUAGAAGGAAUAACUGAUAACAAGGUUAAUGUUCGCUAUGUUGACUUCGGACAAGCUGAUGUAGUGGAAGAGAAUAGAAUCAAAGCUCUCUCGGUGAAUAGUCAGCUCUUCCCAUUCCAGGCUAUGGAACUGAGCAUUGCUACCCAGAAUCAUCCUCACUUCUCUGAACAAGCUAAGGAAGCUUUCAUGAAGUACACUCAGAGCAGAACACUCAGUGCUAAAGUGGUGGCGUCUGAGUCUAAGAUUGUGUUCGUCAAACUAUCAUACAUAGAUGAGAAUCAUCUAGUGUACGAUAUUUCAUCAGCUAUUCUGAAAGUCAACCAGGAGACAUCACCACAGAGUGGUGCAGAUGUGAAAAAGGAGAAACCCCCACCAGCCGGUAAUUCCCACCACCGCGGACACAGAGACCAGAAUGAUGAUCAUCCGUACAAUGAUGACCACCAUCGGCCGAACAAUCCUUACGAGCCCCAGUAUGAUCAUCAUGGUGGGGGUGGGGGAGGAGGUGAACGCUGCUUUGUGUGUAACAACUUUGGCCAUCUCAGCUAUGACUGCCCAAAGAAAGGCGACCCUCAAAACCGUAACUAUAGAAACAAAGGCGGAAACAAAAAGCAGCAAAAUUGGGGGAGAAAGAAUCGCAAAUAUUAGAGACGUCAAAGAAAACAGUAUUUCCAGGUGAGGAGAAACAAAA
Molecule: messenger RNA, 3300 nt
Organism: Asterias rubens (European starfish)
Lineage: Eukaryota; Metazoa; Echinodermata; Asteroidea; Forcipulatida; Asteriidae
Exons: 24
Coding region: 84-3257 (1057 amino acids)
Biological process (GO): spermatogenesis
Molecular function (GO): nucleic acid binding; zinc ion binding
Source: RefSeq, a predicted model, not a curated record